UCACACGCUCACUCUUUCUUCGUCUGUCGCUAUCUCCCUCGAUCCUUCCCUCUGUUUCGUAGCUUCUGCAGCAGAUCUCUCUCUCUCUCCAUCUCUCAGAUCACGAUGGCACAUCAGGAAGCUAGCACUUCCCCUGGUGCUGAGGUCGUAGGCCGUGCCUUUGUGGAGCAAUACUAUCACAUCCUCCACCAAUCUCCCGGUUUAGUUCACCGGUUCUAUCAAGAUUCCAGCUUGUUAACCAGGCCUGAUGUUACCGGUUCUGUAACCACUGUCACAACUAUGCAAGCGAUCAACGAGAAGAUUAUGUCGUUGAAGUAUGAAGACUACACGGCCGAGAUAGAAACUGCUGAUGCUCAGGAGUCUUAUGAGAGAGGCGUUAUUGUCUUGGUGACUGGAUGCUUAACCGGGAGUGAUAACGUGGGGAAGCGGUUUAGUCAGACUUUUUUCUUGGCUCCACAAGACAAGGGGUACUUUGUCUUGAACGAUGUGUUUAGGUUCCUUGAGGAGAAAGAUGUGACAGCGCACAAUGGAACCACCAGGGAUGUUCAGGCACCUGUGGAGCCAGAACGUGUUGUUGUUAGUCAUGAGGCUGAGGUGGAGCCUGAGCCAGUUGCUUCUAUUGAGGAGGAAGAUCUUGACAAUGUGGCGGAGGUGUAUGAUCCUUGUGAGAAAGAUGAAGGUGUUGUUGUUGACGCUGAGCCUAUCCAACCUCCAGCCCAAUUAAGUCACAGUGAAGUUCGAUCAGUGCCUCAAGGAGAUGCUCCUAAGCAUUCAUAUGCUUCUAUUCUCAAACUGAUGAAUAGCAGUCCAGCACUAACACGUGUUGCUCGGAACAAGCCAAGACCAGCUCAGGUUAGUACUAAUCAGAGACCAACUGCUACUCCUCCUGCAGUAACCGAGGCUUCAGGUGUGGAGAAUGUUCCAAACAGUAGUAAUGUUGAUGUGGAAGAUGCUGGUCAUUCGAUUUAUGUCCGAAACUUACCUUUUGACACUACACCAACACAACUUGAAGAGGUGUUCAAGAGCUUUGGUGCUAUCAAGCAUGAAGGGAUUCAAAUCAGAAGCAAUAAGCAGCAAGGUUUCUGUUUUGGUUUUGUGGAGUUUGAAACAUCUAGCGGCAAGCAGAGUGCACUCGAGGCCUCACCGGUUACAAUUGGUGAUCGUCAAGUUGUUUUAGAGGAGAAGAAACCAAACAGAGGCAACAGUGGAGGUGGUGGUGGUAGGGGAAGGUACUUUGGAGGAAGAGGAAGUUUCAGGAAUGAAAGUUUCAAAGGAGGACGUGGUGGAGGAAGAGGAGGCUAUGGAAGAGGUGAGUAUUCCGGUAGACCUAAAAGCUCAAACCCACGGAGUGGAGGAGAAGGAUACCAAAGAGGAGGUGGAGGAGGUGGAGGACGUGGCGAGCCUCGCGGUGGUGCUUCAUCUUGACUUUGCAUUUAGUAGUGCCUCCAUGAGAGUAGUUUUAAGUCUAUUUUUCUUUGCCUUCCCACUCGAGUUUUAGUUAGUAUUGGCACCGUUUUGGCUUUUCUAUAUUUUUGGUUGGUUUAGUUUUUCGAUAUUCUUGCUUUUCAUCCUUUAGUUCUUCUCUAAGAAGUGAGAACUUUCUUCAUAAACAUUCAUUUUUCAUAAGAAAUCCACUACAUAGUUGUGUUCUUGA
Molecule: messenger RNA, 1654 nt
Organism: Brassica oleracea var. oleracea
Lineage: Eukaryota; Viridiplantae; Streptophyta; Magnoliopsida; Brassicales; Brassicaceae
Product: ras GTPase-activating protein-binding protein 2-like
Exons: 9
Coding region: 106-1425 (439 amino acids)
Cellular component (GO): ribonucleoprotein complex; cytosol
Molecular function (GO): mRNA binding
Source: RefSeq, a predicted model, not a curated record